AUGGAGGAGCCUGUAUCGACACCAGGGCUACCUGCCCGGACAUUCAAAGCAGCCUCAAAAACGACGGCGAAUGACCAAGUCUUCUCUUCAUCGCCCGGCUUCGGCACGCCUGCAUAUCCCAUUAAAACCCGUCCACCCAACGUCGCAAACACUUUUGCUGCGCAGUCGAACGCGACUACAAGCGUGCAUGGCGCCCCGACCGUCCUACCGAUCCUUCUCCCGCCCCAGACUUUGAGACCUGUUGCGUUCAGAACGCUCACCAAGAAGCACAACCUGACACUGACUUCGUCCGGGCUGGGCCUGCUCUCUACCUUUGUCGGCAGAUACUGCGGCAGCGGAUGGCGAGAAGAAGGGCUAGCCGAACGUGUACUUGACGAGAUCGCAAAAGCAUGGAAAAAAUCCGGUGGCGGCCUGCUCAUCGAGGAUGGGCCGGACAAAAAGCUCUCCAACAUCCUCAAAAUGCUCGAGCCAUGCAUGUCUGGAGGGCGGCUGGAUACGGGCAAACUGUCCCGCACUAAUAGCUCCGUUGGCAGUCCAAGUCUAUCACGGUCUGGGUCAUUCGCGAACCGACCUGAUGUGACCAGGGACGACAGCCAGACGAGCUUGGGUCUCUCGGCCCUGGAUAUGGAUGGCAAUGCUUCCGGAGACUAUGGCGAAGAAGAAGACUCUCACCCUGAUACACGAUCCUAUCUGAGACUCAUCUCAGCAUUUGACCAACCUCGUCUAAUAUACUCGACGUCCAAAAAGUCCCUAGAACCAGCUAACGGCACCGCCAGCCUCCUCCCACCAAUCCAGCACAAAUUUUCCAUGUUCAGGAACAGGUACCACCUCGUCCAUCAGCGACUGAUGAGGAACGAAUCCUUUCAAGCUCCCUCGUUUUCAACGGCAACCCGACCACCUAAUCUACUGCACUCAGCCAGCAGCCUGACAACUCAGCAGAACGCGUACAAAAUCACGCCGAUAUCAAACCUGCUUGGCCGAUCAGGCACAUCACACCUUCUGCUGGGCAUGCUAGCCCACUCCGCAGCUGGGGACCUCGCCCUUACAGAUCUCUCCGGCAGCGUUGUCCUAGACCUCUCCAUCGCCCGUCCAAUCCCUGAAGACGGAGCGUGGUUCUGUCCCGGCAUGAUCGUCCUCGUCGAAGGCACCUACGAAGAAGACGGUUCUCACAACUCCAACCUCGGCACCGCAGCUGGCGUGGGCGGCCAGAUCAAGGGCGUAUUCGCGGCAGACACGCUAGCGGGUCCCCCAGCUGAAAGAAGGGCACUAACGCUGGGCAUAUCAAACGCCACAGGCGCUCAAACACUACACGCGAACGUGGGCGCUGGGUUCGGCUGGAUCGAUUUCCUCGGCCUCGGAAGCGAAAAGGCAAUCGGCUCGCAAAUGCGGCGGGUCCAAAGACGUGUCUUCGGCCCAUCGCCACAAACGGUACCGACGGUGGCGGAUGCUGAGGAAGAACAAGAAUCUGAACCCGCUCGAUGCAAAAUCGCCAUCCUGGGAGAAUGCACCCUCGACUCCGCGCGCACGCUGGAAGCCAUCCGCGCAAUCCUCUCCUCGUAUCACACCUCGAGCUCCGGACACGUCUCCUCGCUACCCCUCUCUAUAAUCCUCAUGGGCAAUUUUGGGUCGGCGGCGAGCAUGGCCGGUUCGACCAAAGGAGGCGGCAGCGUAGAAUACAAAGAACACUUCGACGCCCUGGCGUCUGUGUUGUCGGAGUUCUCGUUCCUCCUGGCGAAUGUAACCUUUGUAUUUGUCCCCGGUGAUAAUGAUCCCUGGGCGAGUAGCUUUUCGGCCGGCGCUGCGACGAUGGUCCCCAGAAUGGGCGUGCCGGAGGUGUUUACAAGCCGCGUGCGACGGGCUGUGGCAACCGCGAACACAGAAAUCCACGGCAGUGGAGGCGGAGGCAAAGUCAAGGACGCCGUCAAGGGGGAAGUCAUCUGGGCGAGCAAUCCCGCGAGAAUGUGUCUUUUCGGCCCGGUCGAGGAGAUCGUGCUCUUCCGGGACGACAUCACCGGCCGGUUCAGACGGCAUGCCGUGACUUUUGCGAGGGCCGAAAAUGAGGGCGAUGAAGAAGAGCAGCACCACCGGCAGCAGCAAUCCCAAUCGCAAUCGCAGUCACUAUCGGACCCCAACGGAGACGACAUGCACGAAGACGACGAAAUCCACGCCGCGACAUCCCAUGUUCCUGUGGCAAAACCGAGCAGCUCGAGCUCGCCCAGCGUCCAAGCCGCCCGAAAACUCAUCAAGACGCUGAUCGACCAGUCCCACCUGUCGCCCUUUCCGCUCCACGCCCGCCCCCAACUAUGGGACCACGCCUCCUCGCUGUCUCUGUACCCGCUGCCUACCGCGCUCGUGCUGUGCGACGCCGAAAUGCCGGCCUUUGCCAUCACUUACGAAGGGUGCCACGUCAUGAACGUUGGAAGGGUCAUCGACGAGUUGGCCCUCCGGAAGGAUAGUCGGGGGAGUGGGCUGGCUAGGUGGAUUGAGUAUGAUUGUCGGAGGGCUCGGGGUGAGGAGAGGAGCGUGAGAUUCUAG
Cladophialophora yegresii CBS 114405 is the source of this 2535-nucleotide messenger RNA. RefSeq lists its product as uncharacterized. Gene Ontology annotation, cellular component: epsilon DNA polymerase complex. The coding region runs from base 1 to 2535 and encodes 844 amino acids. The record is from RefSeq and is a predicted model, not a curated record. The transcript has a single exon. Gene Ontology annotation, molecular function: DNA binding. Gene Ontology annotation, biological process: error-prone translesion synthesis; DNA-templated DNA replication. NCBI's taxonomy places the organism in Eukaryota, Fungi, Ascomycota, Eurotiomycetes, Chaetothyriales, Herpotrichiellaceae.